Molecule: messenger RNA, 833 nt
Organism: Glossina fuscipes
Lineage: Eukaryota; Metazoa; Arthropoda; Insecta; Diptera; Glossinidae
Exons: 7
Coding region: 117-449 (110 amino acids)
Source: RefSeq, a predicted model, not a curated record
CAAUGGAGCCUAUACCGGUUUGUGUCGUUACUAGUGUGAUGUGCUUGCUAGUUCUGCCUUCAUCCAGGCUAGCCCAAGAAGAACGUAAUUGAAUCAAUCAUAGACUUCCUUCAAGCAUGUGUUGUACUAAUGAAUUUUAUGAAUUCGUCUUUUCCGUUUCUUUUCAUCAUUACUUUGAUGUUUUUGUUCCUUUCACUCCACAUGCGCUAGCAACCACGGCUUCACUUUCUGGUACCGACGGUUCCCCAGCAAACAAUCUAUUGGCUGCCGUCUUUCAUGACACGGUCCCUGGGACAUCCUUGGCGGAUAUCGUACCGCCAUCGCCCCAAGGAAUUGCAAACCAUGCAGCUAAAGUGGCGGGUACGGUACCAGUUCAAGGGCCAACACCGACGAACGCUCGACCACCGCCAGCUGUAAUUAUGGCACCCCCUCCAGGUAUGUGCAAUUGAGUCGUACGAAAAGACGGAGAAACAUUAAAUUUGUUCGUGAAGAUAAACGUCCUACAACUAACUAAUUUGUGUUUCUUUACAUGGAUCUAUUAGCUCCAAUGCUAUAUCAAAUGCCUCCCUCUCUGCCACCCAAGGUAGUGAACAUCUAUUACACUUAGUGCAGAUUACUAACAAUAACAAAAUUGCGUAAAUAAAAAUUAUUGAUUGAAAUUCCAUCCCUCAGAGUAUCUAUCGUCGUACAAAGACAACUUGAAUGACUCAUAAAAUGAAAAAUUUAAAUAUAAUUAUUAUUAUUAUUAUUAUUAUUACUAAUUGUAUUUGUCGAAAAUUGCUACUCUAAAUCUGUUCGGACUAAACUAACUGCCUUGAUAUUGGGCUCACAAA